UGUCUCCCCUUCCCAUAAAGAAGUGUAAUUUGAAGAGAAACCGAACAAAGAAGUCUGGGAGUAUAUAAAUCCACCACGGGACAUCUCUGCUACAGUCACUGGUUGGGCGGCGGGUAGCGCACUCUGUUGACCGGUUCCGCAAUUUGCUCUCCGGUGCUCUGGUAUUCAACGAGUCCGUCUCGAGUCGGAGGAUGAUGCGGGGUCCUCGGCUUCUAUCCAGUGCUUUCGUUUUGCACUUCUUCCUUUACGCUUACUCCGUGCCAGUACCCGAGGGCAAAGCCUCCGCCAGGCACAAAGCUGCAGCGGGUUGGCUCCAGAAGCCCCACCCGUACCCGCUGAAGAAGAGGGUGCACCGGCUGAACCACGGCCAGGACACGCUGAAGGAGGCGACCCGCGUUACGCCCGGAAACGUCUCCGAACUCUGGAGCCGCCCUCGAUGUGGCGUCCCGGACUACCCCGCCCAGAAGAGGGGCGUGGCCACUGGGAGGCAGCGGCACAAACGAUUCGUCCUGUUUGGGGGCCGAUGGGACAAGACUGACCUCACCUACAAGAUCGUGCGUUUCCCCUGGCAGAUGAGUAACGACAAGGUGAGGAGCAUCCUGCGGGAGGCGAACCAGGUGUGGAGCGACGUCACCCCCCUCACCUUCACCGAGGUCAGCCACGGCCGCGCUGACAUCAUCAUCGACUUCACUAGGUACUGGCACGGGGACAGCCUGCCCUUUGACGGGCCUGGAGGAAUCCUCGCCCACGCCUUUUUUCCCAGAACCCACCGGGAGGGAGACAUUCACUUCGACUAUGACGAGACAUGGACGGUGGGAAACAGCAUUGGUACGAACCUGCUCCAGGUAGCGGCUCACGAGUUUGGCCACGUCCUCGGCCUCCAGCACUCCCAGGUCCCCGGAGCAGUGAUGUCACCGUUCUACAGCUUCACCUACCCGCUGGUGCUGAGCGAGGACGACAGGCGGGGGAUUCAGUCCCUGUACGGCCAGCGCCUCACCCCCGAGCCCCGCCCCACCCAGUCCCGCCCCUCCAAGCCCCGCCCAACCCGCCCUCACAUCAUCGAGACCAACGAGAUCCUCACCGUGCCGGACACCUGUCACACCGAUUUUGACGCGGUGUCGAUGAUCCGAGGCGAGCUGUUCUUCUUCAGGUCGGGGUACGUGUGGCGGAUCCGGGACGGGCACCUGCAGACGGGGUACCCCGCCCUGGCGUCCCGGCACUGGCCGGGGAUCCCCGAUAACGUGGACGCCACAUUCGAGGACGAGUCCGGGAACAUCUGGUUCUUCCAAGGGGAGAGUUACUGGGUGUUUGACGCGGGGAGGCGGAUCACGGGUCCAGACCCCGUGCAGCGGCUGGGCCUCCCGGUGUCCCACAUCCAGGCCGCCCUCCUGAGGAGCGAGGACCACGCCCACAGGGUCUACUUCUUCAAAUCGGGCAGCUACUGGCGCUUCAGCCCGCGGGAGAGGCGCGUGGACACCCCCCACCCCCGACACAUGCAGGACUGGAGGGGCGUGCCCGCCAGCGUCGACGGAGCCUUCCAGGACCGGCAAGGGUACAUCCACUUCCUGAGCGGCAGGCAGUACUGGAAGGUCGACCCGGCGACCCGGUCCGUCCUGCCCGGGUAUCCGCGAGGAAUCGGGAUGGACUUCUUCGGCUGCCUCGGGUCUAACUACCGAUAGGACCCCCUGCGGAGGGACGGGGGUCUCCUGGACAAAGUGGGCUCAGAACCUGUGCACGGUCAUCUUUUUCGGGGCCCUGUGAGGUCGAAAACAUGCCAGUUUUCCCCACAUCGCGUUUGGUAACAGGGGAACAAAUGCAACAAUGUUUUUU
Messenger RNA from Anguilla anguilla (European eel), 1830 nucleotides. Its product is annotated as stromelysin-3-like. The transcript is spliced from 8 exons. Gene Ontology annotation, cellular component: extracellular matrix. The coding region runs from base 192 to 1679 and encodes 495 amino acids. Gene Ontology annotation, biological process: collagen catabolic process; extracellular matrix organization; proteolysis. The record is from RefSeq and is a predicted model, not a curated record. Gene Ontology annotation, molecular function: zinc ion binding; metalloendopeptidase activity. Lineage: Eukaryota; Metazoa; Chordata; Actinopteri; Anguilliformes; Anguillidae.